Vitrella brassicaformis is the source of this 2058-nucleotide messenger RNA. Lineage: Eukaryota; Vitrellaceae. The record is from the annotation of a GenBank genome assembly.
CCACGAGGCUCGUGUUAAACACAAUAACCAACCAACCAGACCUGCGUCUGUUGCUGACCACGUAUGUAUCAACAUGCUCGUAUGUAUGUCAGUCACGUGCGUGCGUCAUCAGAAUGAUGCAUCCCAUUCGUUCCUCCGUCCUCUGGGUAGUUCUUCUCAGCCACGACCUGCAGCGCCCUCCGCCACAUCCCGCGAACACUCCCGUCGCCCUCAACUGCCAUGCAUGGACACACACACACACACACACAUGCAUGGAGAAGCAGCAGCCAUCCAUUCUCCGUCUCGUCCCGCUCCAGUGUCUGUCUGUCUGUUUGUCUGUUUGCCACUCACCAGUGACCCAUGGGCAGAAGACCCGGUGCAUGGUGGCGAGGUGCAGCUGCUGUGACUCGCCACUCCAACCAGUGGGGUGAAACGUCCCGACGGAAAAGGGACGCGAUCGGGCGCUGCCGUGGCCUCGGAGGGCCGCCGCCUCUCGGUCGGGCCGCGGACGGGUUGCGAAACCUGAUAGGGAGAACUGCAUGACAUGCACAGCAUGAGCGAAGAGGAGGUGACCAGUGCAGUGCAGUGCUGUGUGUUCUGUGUCAAUCGUGUUGUGCUCUGUUGUGCUGUGCUGACCUCUCUGGUGCAGUAGUUGCAUGUGAGCAUCUGUCGUGUGCGGCCGUCCUCCAGGCGGUCUCCCGCGUAGCGCCAACCCAACACAGCCAGCAACGACAACACCUACAGGCAGACACACACAGCCAUCUCUCCCUCCCAACAUUUCUCCCUCCCAAUAUGUCACUUACGUCUAUGCCGUCCUGCAGCCCUCCAGCCAAGCGCCUCUCCCCCUCUCCGUCUCGCUCUCCCUGCUCCCCUUUGCAUCCCAGCCACUCACCCACGACCCUCUCCACAGCCGUCAUGUGACCGCCCCUCCCCCCGCCCCCCUCUUCGGUCCCCACCAGGCCCCACCCCAGUGCAUCUUCCUCGGCUCGUUUGCGCUUGCGUGUGUGUGGGUGUGUGAGGUCCUGAAGGGCAUCGAUGCACUGCUGGUGGACGAUGGGGAAGCGGGCCAGGGCGCCGUCGAGGGCCGCGCGGCUGUGUGUGAGUGGUCGGGACGAAUCAGGGGGGGGAGGCAUGGGUGGGAUGAGUGCAGUGGUGUGUGUGUUGGCUGCCUACCGUUGUGUGAAGUCCUGAAAGAGCUGCUCGGCGGUGGUGGCCAGGCCCCUGACAUUCAUUCAUUGACACGGAAACAGCAGCCCGUUAAUGGCUGGCCUGGCCCAUGUGUCAGCGCUGUGUGCUGCGUGCUGCUUUUUUGUGGCCCACUCACUCACCCACCCUGUUCCGAUGGUGGCAAGGGGCACUUUCAUGUCGCGCCAUGGGCAGCACCAGUGGUGGCCGCGCUCAAGCAGAUGCACCAGAUGGGCGGAAACGGUCAGGUCGACCGUCUGGGGCAAAAGGCCUUCGCCCAACAAGACUGCCUCUUCCUGAGACCCUGGGUGACAUACAGCAUCCACAAACACGUGGGCAAGGAUUGGCGCGGCGCUUGCGUGUGUGUGCGGCGUGUGCGCGUGUGUGCUUGUGCGCACUGAUAUGGAUCUCAUGGCCGCAUGUCACACAGCGGAUCUGACAUUGAACACACUCAUAUGGCACAUCGUCAACUAACCGGCGUGCGUUCAUUGUGACUGACCCUGUUGACGGCCACGCACUCGUAGCCGCGCCGCGAACACUCAACCGGACUCAACUGCACACAAGAGCACGGCAGAGCCACACAGAUGACACAGAUGAAUGAAUCCAGUGAAUGAGUCAGGCAUCCCCACCACUGGAGGCUUCUUGCUCCACCUCGACCCAAGAUAUGUCCUCAGACUGCACCACCGCAACCCAACCAGUGCGUUCCAUUCAAAAAAACACCGCGAGAUGUGACCUCAGAUCACCCCUGCAGGCCAUCCAGUGCUCUCUCUCACCGCGUCAGAUGGUCUCGCGUUCCCGCUUCGCCAAAGAGUCGCACUGUCGGUGCCUUUGUACACACAUCGUCACUGCCAUCCUGUUGGCCUACAAUUGGACGAUUUUCCACCUCCAUUUCCC